Messenger RNA from Saccostrea echinata, 1787 nucleotides. RefSeq lists its product as uncharacterized. NCBI's taxonomy places the organism in Eukaryota, Metazoa, Mollusca, Bivalvia, Ostreida, Ostreidae. The record is from RefSeq and is a predicted model, not a curated record. The coding region runs from base 31 to 1134 and encodes 367 amino acids. The transcript has a single exon.
UUUUUAAUAAUAUUCUCUUCUUCAGAAGCAAUGCCACCAAAGAAAAGAAGCAAAAAAGGGGAACUCGCAGCAGAUGAGCAGUCCAGUUCCUCCAGCACAGGGAGAAAGCGAAAGCGAGUGACUCCUACUCAACAGACAGAGACUGUGAUGCAGAGUGCUCUGCCAACCAUUGACUACACACUACUGGCAAAACACAUAUUAACUGAACAACAGAAAUUAACAUCCAGUGAGAAUGGACUUGCUGAGGCAACCGUGAGCCAACAUGGGGAAGCAUCCACAUCAGUUAUCCAAAACAAGGAGCCACAGUCCAGCAGUGAGCUAGUUAACCCUGCAGCAACUACGAGUGUUACAGAUGGUACCCCACAAGCUAGUGCCAUGGUCCCAGCCUCUGCACUUGGUGCACUUCUGGACAAUGUUUUUACAGGUGAGCCAGCAGGCAGUAAUUCUGACACUAAUCCACAAAUUCAAUUAACAGAUUGCGUGCCUCUUGGGGCUACAGUUUCCUCCAAAUUAAAACUUAAAAUUUGGAAUAAUGAAUUUGUUGACCUGAAACUUCUUUUACCCAACUCAAAUGAAGAGCCCCUUUCAAUUAUGGUAAAAGCUGGUAAAAUUGAACUGCAGCAAACAUCAUCAAAUAAAAAUCCAAUAACAAUCCAUCAAUGGACAGAUGCAUUUUUGAUAUUUAGUACCAUAUAUCUACAGAAAUUCCCUCAGGAGGCAAGCAAUCUGUUGAAAUAUAUGUUUACUAUUCGUGACAUAAGCAAGCUCCAUGGUGAGCAAGCAUGGAGGACUUAUGAUGAGUCUUUUAGGAAAAUUAGGGAGACAUCCCUCUUACCAUGGGAAAGAGUAGUAACAGAGUUACGGUUAAAGGCAGCCUCUGUGGGAAUUAGGUCUCCAAACAAAUUGCAAGGGAGUAGUGGCAAACGACAGCCUUUUCGUCCCAAAUACUGCUUCGCGUACAACAAAGGGCAAAAGUGUAACUCCCACCCUUGUAGAUUUUCCCAUACCUGCCAAGACUGUCAUGGUCCCCACCCCCGAGUUCAAUGUACAGGCAUACGGUCCAACUCAUCUUCCUCAAUUAGAAAUGGCAGUAGCCCUUCCAACUCCAGUAAACCCAGUACAACUCAAAAGUGAGUUAGAAGGUUAUGAAAAAGAAAAACUGAAUUUUCUAGUUUCAGGGUUCACAUUUGGUUUCCGUUUAGGGUGUGUCAAAACCCCUUCCAUUCACCCUCCUCAUAAUCACAAAUCAACCUAUGAACACCCAGAUAUUGUAGAUGACUAUAUUAAUGCAGGUUUAAGUAGGCAAAGAAUUUCAGGCCCAUUUACACAUCCACCCCUACCACUUUUUAAAACUUCUCCAUUGGGGGUUGUCCCUAAAUCUGAACCAAAUAAAUACAGAAUUAUUCAUGAUCUUUCUUUUCCAGCCCAGGAUUCAGUCAAUUCAAAUAUUCCUAAAGAAUGUUCUGAAGUUCAUUAUGAUUCAGUUGACACUGUUGUAGCACUGGUACGUCAGUUUGGGAAAGGUUCUCUUAUGGCUAAAUCAGAUAUUAAAGAUGCCUUUCGAAUUAUACCAGUACAUCCGUCUGAUUAUCAUCUUUUGGGUUUUACAUGGCAAGGUCAAUUUUAUUAUGAGCGUUGUCUGCCAAUGGGGGCAAGCAGUUCUUGUCAAUUAUUUGAACAGUUAAGUACAGCUCUUCAAUGGGUAAUGUUAAACAAACUGAAGGCUUCAGGCAUGUCUCAUAUUUUGGAUGAUUUCUUUUUCAUUGGGCCUCCAAACUCACAGAAAU